CUCAGACUCUAUUCAUAACAAGCAAUGCAGGUAUAUCCCAUUAAAUGCACAUCCAUGACAUCUAACUACCUAUAACAUGUAUUAGUACUUUUUCUAUAAUGUUGAAGUUUAAACUUUAACAUUUAACAAUAGGCAAACUGAAAGUAAGGAUGGAUGGAAAAUAGAUAAAUCCCAAUACACAGAUGUACAUGUGGCCAAUACACAACGUAAUAAAUUUAACACAGUCAGCAUAUAAGUAAUUUCAAGAUGUAUGUAAAAGAAAGACACCGGCAAGAAUUACAGAACCAGGGCUACACUGUAAUAAAGAAUGUUGUCACGGAAAAACAAUGUGAUAAAUGGAUAGAUGAAUAUAAAGUUUGGUUAUCCCAAUUUAAAGAGGACGAAUGGCCAUUCACCGCACAUUCACUGCUUCAAAGAUACAAUACUGGCAAUUUUGAAACCACGUGGAAAGCUCGCUUGGCAACACAGAAAGUUUUCAGCGAAUUAUGGCACACAGAAAAACUUCUGACAAGUAUUGACGCCAUUGCUAUUGGACGACCACCUGAAACAAGCGACGAAGACUUUUUACGUCCGGGCCAACACUGGUUGCAUUGUGACCAGGAUGCACAGCGAAUAGGUCUCCAUGCGUACCAAGGCGGCCUGUACUUGGAGACUGCCGAUGAAGAUGAUUGGACUUUCCAUGUGUUAAAAGGUUCACACGCAUUCAUCGGUGAGUUUUAUAACAUAAAUAAAAAGGCGGCUUUCAGAAGUAGUUUGAACAAAUAUUAUCACAUGAAAGAUGAAAAUAUUGAGUGGUUUGAAGCAAAAGGUUGCAAACAGGCUAGAGUAGCAGCUCCUAAAGGGGGAAUGGUGUUAUGGGACUCAAGAUUAAUUCAUGCAAAUGUAAGACCUGUUGAAGGUCGUAACAAUCCUGAGCGAUGGCGUUUUGUUGUACUGUCUUGCAUGGGUCCUGCAAUUUGGGCGUCUAAAAAAGACAUUGAAACAAAAAGAGGCGCUUACAAUUCUGUCGCGAUGACAACACAUUGGCCUUGUCAAGGGGUCAAUAUGAUGAAGUCACAAAUCCCAUCGUUUUGUCGGAGUGAUGUCACCAUGCCAACAGAACAUUGUGAAACUGCAAAAUCAAAAACGGCAAAGGAACUAUGUGGUGUUUAUUCAUAUAAUUUUAAGGAUGAAAAAAGUAAUGGACCUAACUGGACACCCGAAUGGGGAGAGGAACUCAGUGUUCCAAAUGACAAAAUGGCUAAUUCUAAAUUCCAAAUUAACAGGACGUACGUGGCUGUGUUUGUUUUAUCAUUGGUUGUAGUAUUCAUUGCUUAUCGGUUUACAAAUUAAUUAUGCACAUAAUUAAUUUGACAAAAGAUAAAUAAAACUUAACAUAUGAUUUUUGUGAAUUAUUAAGCUGCAUAUAUUUGAAAUAUUAUACUGAAUGAAAAACCCACACGUUGUUACAGUAAUAACACGAAUAAUCAAUUUGAUUUUCAAAUUUUCUUUGUUAUACGGUAAUUAUUAAAAAUAAUUUAUGUAUUAAUUUGUAAUAUUUUAUUUUGUCGUUUUUGAUUGAUUUAUUAAUUUAUUUGUUAUCAAUGUUAUAUUAUUAUAAUUUAACCUUUUUGA
This is a messenger RNA of Mytilus californianus (California mussel), 1614 nucleotides long. RefSeq lists its product as uncharacterized. The transcript is spliced from 2 exons. NCBI's taxonomy places the organism in Eukaryota, Metazoa, Mollusca, Bivalvia, Mytilida, Mytilidae. The record is from RefSeq and is a predicted model, not a curated record. Bases 247 to 1332 code for a protein of 361 amino acids.